CAUUCUCCACACACUCCCCACUUUCCCAAAUCCCCAUCUCUAGCAGCCCCUUCGUAGUUUAGUAGUGAUCGGUGAAAGCAAUGACUGCCAGGGCUAACAUUUCUUUUAUAUCCUUGGUGCUGCUUUUGAGUCUUGUUGAGGCAAGAAUUCCUGGUGUUUACACUGGUGCAGCCUGGCAGAGCGCCCAUGCUACUUUUUAUGGUGGCAAUGAUGCCUCAGGGACUAUGGGCGGUGCUUGCGGCUACGGUAACUUGUACAGCCAAGGCUAUGGUGUGAAUACUGCAGCACUCAGCACAGCCCUGUUCAACAAUGGCCUUAGUUGUGGUGCUUGUUUUGAAAUAAAGUGUGCUAAUGAACCACAGUGGUGCCACUCUGGAAGCCCAUCAAUUUUUAUCACUGCCACAAACUUUUGCCCUCCUAAUUAUGCUUUGCCUAGUGACAAUGGUGGUUGGUGCAAUCCUCCCCGCCCUCACUUCGAUCUUGCUAUGCCUAUGUUCCUCAAGAUCGCCGAGUACCGUGCUGGCAUCGUCCCUGUCUCUUACCGCCGGGUGCCGUGUAGAAAGCCAGGAGGAAUCAGGUUCACAAUAAACGGACACCGUUACUUCAACUUGGUUUUGAUCACCAACGUUGCAGGCGCAGGAGAUAUAGUGAAGGUGAGCGUGAAGGGAUCCAGGACUGGGUGGAUGAGCAUGAGCCGUAACUGGGGUCAAAACUGGCAGUCAAACUCAGUUUUGGUUGGUCAGUCAUUGUCUUUCAGGGUCACGGGCAGUGAUAGACGCACCUCUACUUCUUGGAAUGUUGUUCCAUCAAAUUGGCAAUUUGGGCAAACUUUCGCCGGAAAGAAUUUCAGGGUUUAAAAUUCCCGCUUGAUAUUUUGUAAUUUUUUUUAUUUCUUGUGCCUUUUCUUUUCUAAGUGGGGGAAAAAAAAAGGAGAUGAGGAAAGAGUGUCGGUGAAAGGGAGUUGUUUUUACUUUAUUUAAAGUGUUUUUCGAUGGGUUAAUGGGUGAAAAAGUAAAUGAAAGGUCGGAAGCUGAGGAGGCUGCAAAGUUAAAUGUAGCCCGCCGCUUUUGUUUUACCAUAUGAUAAAUUAAUAUAUGUGUACACUACAUUAAUAA
Messenger RNA from Populus nigra (black poplar), 1115 nucleotides. RefSeq names its product expansin-A4-like. Gene Ontology annotation, biological process: plant-type cell wall organization. Gene Ontology annotation, cellular component: extracellular region. Lineage: Eukaryota; Viridiplantae; Streptophyta; Magnoliopsida; Malpighiales; Salicaceae. Bases 81 to 857 code for a protein of 258 amino acids. The transcript is spliced from 3 exons. The record is from RefSeq and is a predicted model, not a curated record.